AUUAUAAAAAAUUUUGAAUUUGAUAAACAUAUAAUCUAAAACUAUACUUUCUUAUAUAUCUAAGAUAUUAAGAUUUUUUUACCUAUUAAAUGAAAUAUUUUGAUCAUUUUUUUCUGAUUUAUUUAUGUGAUCAAAAUUUGAAAACGGUCUAUUUAAGAGAAUUACCCUUAUUUUUUCUUAUUUUUAACCUACAUAUUCGUUAGUUUGUUUUUCGGUUGUGGAAAAAUAUUUGACGUUUCAAAGAUAUAUCCAAGGAAAAAUACUAUAAUAUAUUUAAUAUAAAUUUCACUUUGUUUUACUUAUCACUCUGACACUCUUUUCUCGGUUACAUGAAUCUAUACUAUUAAAAUGGAGAAUAUAGUUCUUACCGUGAAAAAGUGUACGCCUUACAAUUUCUGAUUUAUAAUAACAACUGAUUACACAAAUGAAUUCAUAUCAAUUUUACAAAAUUAUUUUUAGCUAAUUUUUAUUAUUUUUAAGAUGUAAAAUUAAUAUUAGAGUAUACAAUAAACAUUGCUAACAAAUCAUUAACAAACUAUUUAAAGUGAUUUAGUUAUCUAAACCGAUAAUAUUUAAUGAUUGUUAUAUUUUGUACUUAAAUAUAUAAAAUAUAAAAUAAAAUAACUUUAUAUAUGGGAAAUUAUGAAUUUAAUUUUGUAUUUUUCUUUUGUUCUAAAUAUUAUCAUUUGUGAGCGGUUCAGUUCGUCUGUUGUUCCAGAUACAUAAAAAAAAAAAGUUCGUCUACUGUUCACAAUAAAUUGCUAUAUAACACGAUAAAAUGUCUACGAAUGGAAUCCUAUCAAGGAAUGAUUUCCCAUCAUCUUACAAAUCAAAUUACAUCUGAAGUUUGUUUGUUACAGAAAAUUAAAAUAAUACUUAGCUGAAUAUAUUGAGAUUCGCGAUACGUUAUUCUUCUUCGUAUAUCAAUUCGCUUUAUGGAAUACAAUAAAAAGGUAUAAAGUCGAAAGCAACAAGACAUUAUGUAGUGGAAUAAUACUUUAUAAAUUCAGAUUCACCUUAUGUAUUUUUUUGGGAUCUCAAUCGCAUUACUAUGAGAUUGAGAUAUGAAAGCAUGCACCACAAGAAAACAUGCCUCGUGAUAGUGUAACGACAGCAAAGCUCACGGAAGUCAGAUUCAAAUCGAACUAAAACUCUUCACAAUUUCUUAUCAAUUAGUAUUCAUUUUAUUAGUAAAGAAUCUACCUCCUGCCUCCUUAUGCAACCAUUACUUUUCUUUUGUUGACUAAUAACUACAAAGAUUACAUAAGUGAAAAAAAGUUUUCGUUGUGAUAUAUAAACGGCCGCAUAACGCCAACUCCGAGUAUAGAUAUACUAGAUAGGUGAAGUGUUCAAUUCUGAUUUUAGUUACUAGUUUGUUUUAAUUGUAUCAAUUAAUAACCAAAACAAAAUAGAUUUCAAUAUUGAUCAGUACACAUGCAUGUAACUUAUUAAUUUGGCAUAAAUCUGGUUUAGUAUGGAUUUGAAAUGUUGAUCAGUUACAUGUAUUUUUAGCUACUAUAUGUUCUAGGACCAUUAAUUUACUAGCUCCCAUUUAACUUCUCUAUCUUACGUGACCCAAUGGUCUUGCACUUCAUAUUCUGUGUUUGGUGGAAAUAUCAUGCAUAGAAAGCCACUCUAACUCACUUUUGCUUCCAAAUUAGCUGUUUGUGAUUUUUAAAUACAAUAUAUGUAUAGCAAAUAUUUUUAAUCCAUUGGCCAGUUCAUCUGUUGAGAUCUUAACAUGGACGCACAGUAACUUUUACGGAAAUAUUCUAAAACCAUCAUUAACCCCAGUUUUUUAACUGAAGUUUGAAGCUAAGAGACGGUUUUUAGUUUUUCUUAGAUUUUAAUUAAGAAUAGUUAAGAAUCGUCUCUUAAAUAAAAGAUGUAAAAGUCAUCUCUUAGUCAAAAAGUAUUUUAAAAAAAUAAAAAGUGUCAAAUCAUAAAUUAAGAACUCCAACUAAAAGACUGGGGUUAGUACCAAACUAAUAAUUCGAGGGUCAUCACAUCACGUGAACGAAUUGGAAAAAAAAAACUCAAAGCCAGACAUUCCUUCUAUAGUUCUGUUGGUUGUUGAAUAGUAUACUCGUAAAAAAUUAUGAAAUCAUCUGCUCGACCUAAAAGUAACCAGGAAAGCCAUUUUAUUAAUAAACAUUACAAGGUUGGUACUUUUUGUCGACCAAAUUAAUACAGGGUUCGUACUUGGUAAUUAACCUUUCACCUUUGUGCAAAUAUGUGGAGGUUACAUUAGAAAUAAACUUGAAUAUAGCUUUCCAUUCUAUAGAACUGGGACAACUGGACAAGUAUUACGAAACAUUUCAUAGGCCUAGCUCUCUCUUUUCGACAAAUAGGCUUAGCUAUUUAAUCUAGUUUAUUGAUUUUCAUAACUAAAUUCCACAUAAAAUAACGAUAAUUUAUAGAGUUAUAUAAUGUAAGUACGUUAUGAAUAAUAGUAUGUGACAGUUGGCAAGUUCCAUGAAUAAUAUAUAGAGUAUCGCAAUGGCUAAAGGUGUAUGUGUAUAUCUCCAAAUCGUAUGUGUGUAUCUCUUAACCUAAGCUUUUGUCUGAUUGUAAAAUUUGUUGACACUUUCAAGAAUCUGAAGGGGGGGAUAGAUCCUAGGAGCGCAAGACAAAUAAUUAUAAAAUUCUCAGUCAUACCAUUUGUGUUUUUGUAGCACCUUCGCAUGUGCACGUCUUCUCGAUCUGAGGUCAGAUCAAGUUGAAACCGGAAUAUAUAAUACACAUUGAAAUAAUUAAAUUAUUUACUAACAAGUGGGAGUCGUUGGUUGCUUAGCUAAUGGUGUGUCUCUACAAUGUUGAACAGGCUUAAUGCAGAUGCUUAUGGUAGAUAUCGGUAAGCUAUGACGAUAGAGCUGAGGUCGCAUACAUUUAAAACAUAAGCACUAAUUGAUGUAUAGGUCAGUAAAAUCAUUAGUAAAUUGUCUCAAUUUCAUUAUUCAUAACAAUACAUAAAUUAUACGUUUAAAUACUUAAAUUCACAAGCCUGACAUCAACCUUGAAACAAGACAAAACACACAAAAUUUAUAUUAUCUUCUGUUUUCUAUAUCAUCAGAGCUAAACAUGUUACCUUUUCUUAUUUCACAUGCAGAGAAACGGUAAGAGAUGUGAUGCAACUAGCUAGCUAAAUUGCUAAAACAUCUGUAAACUAUUCCAUUACGAUAUCAUUUUGACUUGUAAUUAAUGUAUAUAAACAACCAAUUAGAUUUCUCUGUAUUUAGUUUACAAAAAAAGAAAGAAAGAUUUCUUUGUAUUUUCUUGUUUCAUAUUACUAGCAGCAUUGCUUCUUUCAGAUUUUAGAAAUGCCAAAAUAAAACUAACAUAAAACACCAAAAGUGAAGUGAAAUCACGAAAAAGCAAACGAUAAUAAUAAUCGAACUUUCAUGAGUUACAUAGAGUGGCUAAUAAUUGUGAUAUAUACUUGGCAGCUGCCCACAUUUUACAACUAACGUUUUGUAAGAAAGUAACUGAACCUUCAAAAUGAUUGGCUUUAUCUUUAUCAAAACAAAAAAAAGUUUGGCUUUUACUAAUCAUGUAUCAACAAAUGAAGAUAUACAUUGUAGAUCAUUUCUAUAAACGAAAUAGUAUGAUGCAUAUUGAAACUAUGUAUUGAAACUAUUGAAACUAUGUAUUUAAAAUAUAAAGGUAUACGUUUUACCAUCUUAGAAGUACUAAUUAUAAUUAUUGUUUUUCGUUAAUAAGGCUCCGAAUGGUGAUUGCGGUUUGAACGGUGCCGGACAACCGGUUCAACUGCGGUACGGUUUUAACAGUUAUAAAAAUGUAUAGAUAUAUAGUAUAUGUAUAGAUUUUUGUUACUGUUAAUUGCAGGGCGGGGCGGGACGAUGGUCACCAUUCGAAGCCUAAUUACAUGAAAUGAUAUGAACAUUAUCACAAGAAGGGAAACGAAAAAGUAACGGACGACAGUGUUUUGACCUUUUUCCUAAGAAAGCUAAAGUUGAAGCAAGCGCUCUGCUUUCUCUGAGAGAUAGACGCCAAACUUCUGGUUACCACUAAAACAAAAUAAAAAAAAAUGAAAUUGUUUGGCUGUUUCUUUUACAACGUCACCUGCUACGUCAAAACCCUACUUUUUUGGAAGACAACUUUCCUUUCUCUUUUCUUUUCGUGUGUAGGGGUUUUGUUGCCUUUAAUUUUCAGGUCCAUGUGUUGCCUUUGAUUUCAUUGUUAUUUUAUUUUGAGUAUCAUAAGAACAUGAUUAACAGAUAAUUGAUCAUUCAUUUCACCAAUUAUUAUAUAUUAUAGGUAAACCAUUGGAGCAAAACUUAUUUUAUAAUAAAAUUAUUCUAUUUUUAUAGAAAUUAUAUAAGAAAAAAUAAGUAUGGGGUGGAAAUGUCCUCACAUAAGUAUUUUAUGUAAAAAGCAACAUACAAAUUACUAUAGCAUGAUUUUUUUUUUACUAGUACUAUAGCAUUGAUUCAAAAGUUACUUUUACUAUCUUUAUGCUAUUCAUCAAAUUGAUAUUUUUUUUUGUUGAUAAUGCUGGUCAAGUAGCAAAAGAUCUUCUAUCGCUUUGAAUAUGUCUUCCUGGUUUAUUGCUGAAUGUUUUCAAUCUCUAGAAGACUUAGAAGUUGUAAACGAAAGUGGGGAUAGUUUAGUGGUAGUGUAACCGGUUAAGUUUUUUUUUUUGUGUUUUGAUUUUUUUAACGUCUGAUUAAUUAUGCUAUUAUAAUGAUGAGAUUAUUAUAUAGAUGAUUUUACAGCCGACAAUUCUACCACCUUGUGAGAAUACACACAUGACUGCAUCACUUCGAGCCGUCCUAGAGAUUCAUGUUCGAUGGUACGCCAUGCACCAAGCUGAAGAUCUCUUGUAACCUAUUUCUCCAUAAUCUGCAUAAUUUGGUAUUUCUGGGGUUUGAACCCUAGACCUCUGAAUAUAAAAACAUUAAUGAAUUCUUAAUUAAACCACUGAACCAAAAAGGAUUCUACAAACUUUUAGGAGGUUACGUAUAACUUUGCAGAUGUUAAAAACUAAAAUUUUCUGAAGUUGUCAACAUCAUCGUUAAUUAUUAGAAAAACAUAUAAACAUCAACACAAGAUAAAUAAGAAGUUGAAAACAAUUAAAUCCUGUUGCCCAAAAAGAAAAAAAAAACGAAUUAACAAAACAUUUCUCUAACCCUCAUCGGUUCAAAAAAGUAUAUUUGUCGGUCAACUUUGUGAUUGUAUUUUAAAUAUCUUUACAUUAUAGGUCCAAAGGCCCAACAUAUUAACAAAGCCCAUCUGAUUUCAUUUAAUGAUGAAAUAUUCCUCAUCCAGUUUUCCACGUAGCCGUUGAGUUUCGUGUAACACUUCGAGUCCGAAUCCAAUUGUCAGUUUCUUGAAGGGGCAAUAAAGUUCAGGAGUAAUGUUGAGUGAAAAGUUCAGCACACUCGAGGUAAAGCAGAGGGAGAAAGUUCCUCUCUAGAAAGCCCAAGUGAUCAGAAGGUCUUGGGAGUAACAACAUGUUUUUAUUGGCUUUUCUUUUCUUAUAAAUUAUUUCUGAUCACCAAAGACGUUCUUGGAAAAAUAAUAAUCGAAAAACGCGUUUAAUAAUGUCUCCAGACUCCAGUAGGUGUUUUAUGAAUGUAUUAUUCUAACGAAUAGUUAUUAGUUUAUGUUUAAUAAAUUUAAAAAUUACUAUGAAAAAUUAUUAUUUAUGCUUUCAAAUUUUUUAAAUCACAUGUCAAAUUAUUUAUAUUUUAUUUUAUUUUUAUUUUUUAACUUUUAUAAUAAAAAUAUUAUUUCAAGAUAACAACAUAAUAUAUAAAAAGUAUCUUAUUUUUAAAAUUUAGUAUUAUUAAUAUAAAAUAUAUUUCUAUAUAUUAUAAUAAAAAAAAUUAUUUCAAGAUAACAAUACAAAAUAUAAGAAUUAUCUUAUCUUAAAAUCUAAUAUAAUUAAUACAAAUUUUAUUUUUUAUAUAUAGUAAAUUAUAUGUAAAAUUUCAUUAAAUAUAUUAUAUUUUAGCCCUUCAAAAACUCGAAUGGAAAAAAUAAUUUUACAAAUAUUAGUACAGAUUAACGCACUAAUAAGUGUACGCCGACCAACGUUACAUCUACACUGCUGCUUGGAAGCAUGAACAAAUCUUCUGUGUCAGUACGCAAAGAGAAUAUGAACCAAAGUUAAGUUAAACAAUAAAAUAUUAACUGGGACAACUUUACGCUCAAACAAAUAUAUAAUCAAAUGUUAUUUUAGAAGUUAGAACUCAUCCAUUCUUUCUUUCUUUAAAACCCUAAUUGCCAUCUUCUUCCACGGCCGCUUCUGCGUUUAAAAAAUAUCAAGAUUGUAAAACUUUUACUCUUAAUUUUUUGCUAGUGUUUAGUGACUUUUACAACUCUGCUUCAAACUUUUUUUCUGACUCCAUUGAAUUUAUGUAUUUUUGUUCAGGCGUUUAAAGUCUUGAUCCCGCCGCUAUGUCUUCCAUAGAUUACAUCAGCCGUUUACCAGAUUGUCUUAUAAGCCACAUCUUAUCUUUUGUUUCCACUAAAGAAGCUGCUUCCACUUCCGUUCUUGCCAAAAGGUGGAGAUAUCUCUUUGCUCUUACACCUGAUCUUUAUUUCGAUGACUCUGUCUAUCUGAAUCCUGAAAACAAGAGCAAAACUCUUAUGAGUUUUGUGGAUUUUGUGGAUAGAGUGUUAGUUUUGCACCAGAAUGUUCCUUUAAACAGAUUCUCUCUCAAGUGUGAAGAUGUUAUUCAUCCAGCUAUUAUCACUAGUUGGUUACUCAAGGUGAUGAACCGAGGUGUGUUAGAUCUUGAUCUACAAAUCAUAUCUUCUGAUAUGGAUUGUCCUCUCCCUUCUGAGAUGUUUGUGAGUGAGACUUUGGUUAAGUUGUUUAUAAGAGUUUGUGGGGUCCUCGCCAUUGAUAAGGCUAAAGAUGUUUUUCUUCCAAAGGUUAAGACACUACGUUUUGACCAUGUCAUUGUGAAAAACAGUUUCUUUCGUAAGCUCCUGUUAGGUUGUCAGGCGCUUAAGACGUUAGUUCUUAACAACUUUUUUGAGGUUAAGGGUUCUUAUUAUGUUACUCAUAACACUCACGGGACUAUCGAUUUGUUGUUCAAGAACUUUUGAUGUGAACCCCAAGAAAGUGUCGUUUGACACCCCAAAUCUUGUCUUGCUUGAGUAUUCUGAUACUAUUGCAGACAAGUAUCCCAAGGUGGAGUUUAGUUCCCUUGUUGAAGCUAGACUAGAUCUUCGAAUGACGAAAGAUCGGCUCGUCAAGGCAAAAUUUUCAGAUGAUGAUAGAUCACUUCCGGUGGAGAUGGUUGCUAGUGCAACAAACUUUUUUAUGGGAAUAUGCAAUGUUAAGGUCCUUCACUUGUCUAGUGACACUCUUGAGGUACUUACUUACUGCGGUAAACCGAUACCGGAAUUCUACAACCUGGUUCACUUAACCAUUCAGACGGACCUAGAAGUUUCCUGGGGAACACUGCAUGCUAUACUCAAGAAUUGCCCAAAGCUUGAAACCCUUGUCUUUGAAGGACUACAUUAUGGUGAUAUAAAUCACACUCCUUGGGAAGACACUUCUGCAUGGCUAUCAUCAAGUCCAGUAAAGAAGCUGAAAGUAUUGAAGUUUGAGGCGGUCUCUUGUGACAUCGAUGACAUGGAUAGGCAGAUAUAUAUAAUUAAGCACUUUGUGGAAACAAUGCCGAACCUUGAAGAAGUGGUCUUAUACUAUGUUACUCGAGGUGACGAUGAUGAUCCGAGAAUAGUAUCAACUGCUUUUCAGAUGUUUGAAAAAUUAGCCUCAACGAAGUGCAAGAUCCGAGUAGUUUCUGAUAAGAUCACCUUAUCAUCUACUAUUGUGUGCUCUACUUCAGCGACAACUGGACUUCUUUAAACACCUUCCCAGUUUGAAAAGAAGAUUAGCAAAACCGUGGUUGUUAGUCUUAGUCUCGUCUCUCUGUUCUUUCUUGUAAUUGAUGUUGAUGGUGUGCGUAAGUUUUUGAAAACAAGAUACGUACGCUUUCUAGACGUUUAGCAAACUUUUACAAAAACUUUUUGACCAAACAAAAAAUUAACAUUAUUUCAUGGGCAACAACAUCUUAUAUUACAUAUAUGCUAACUAAGUAAACUCAUUGUACAUCAAAAGUUGUGAUCCAACAACUACUAUGAAGAACUGUAUGUAAUAGUGACUUAUUGGCUAGUCAGAUAAUGUAUUUAUGUAAUAGUGACUUAUUGGCUAGUCAGAUAAUGUGUUUAGUGUCUUUUUAGUCUAUAGUCUACUCAACUAGGAGGAACUAAUCUUGAUACAUUGGUUAAAACUUAGGGCAUUUCUAAUCCUACUCCAUUUUUGACUCUAAACUUAAUUUUGGAGUAAAAUCUUCUCCAACUCCACUUUAUAUUCAACUCUAAAAAUGGAGUAAUGACUAGGGUUACUCUAUUUAUGAAGUAAUCUUACUCAUUACUUCAUUUUGGAGUUGAACUUUUUUUAUUUAUGAAAUGGUCUUUAAUGUUUUUAUUUCAUCAUUAAAAUAAUAUAAUAGCAUGAAAAAAUAUAAUACUCCGCAAAAAAAUAUUUAAUUGUUUACAUAAAAUAUGCAUAAACUCAUAAAAGUCAAAACUAAGAAUAAA
This is a messenger RNA of Brassica rapa (field mustard), 8583 nucleotides long. Its product is annotated as F-box/LRR-repeat protein At3g59210. The record is from RefSeq and is a predicted model, not a curated record. Lineage: Eukaryota; Viridiplantae; Streptophyta; Magnoliopsida; Brassicales; Brassicaceae.